Messenger RNA from Trichobilharzia regenti, 600 nucleotides. Lineage: Eukaryota; Metazoa; Platyhelminthes; Trematoda; Strigeidida; Schistosomatidae. The record is from the annotation of a GenBank genome assembly.
AUGAAUCCUGCUGAGCUAGAAUUUCUUUCAGAAGAGGAGGGUUUAACUAUUGUACCUAGGUUUAAACUAGAUAUUGUUAAGUUGCUCAACACUACUAUUGGUCCUUUCUUCCCAAAUGUACCAAUUACUGUCCCACUUUGGGUUGCUCUUCAUUUACGCGGACAACAAAAAUGUCGUAUCAUACCGCCAGCUUGGUUAACUUUGGAGAAGUUGAAUGAAUGGAAAGAAACUGAAGAGAAUGAUUCUGGAUGUACAUCUCCACCACAUCCUCAAUAUAUUGAAAUUAGUACUCUUCUCUUAGAGCAUGCCCCUGAAGACAUACCAAAUCCUGAAAGUAUACGUAAUACUGUCCGUGAUGUAUGGGAUAUACGUGUUGGAAAAGUACUAUCCUCUCUGAAUGGCUUUCUGUCUAGUGGAUCGUCAACAGCACGUGUUAGUCAGUUAACUAACAUGGAGCUGUCCACCAUACAUAAUCUUUUAACUAAUUCAAUGGAUCAGUUAUCUUUAUUACGUCAGGCUACUUCACAAACGGUUGAAUAUGCUGGCGGUGGAUCAGUUAAUCGGACAUCAUUUUUAAAUUCAUCUUCUAUGGGAAACUGA